AUGUGUUUCGGACACCCUCCUAGAAAGUCCUCUUCGACCUCCAACAACAACAACAACAACGCACGACGCCGGCACGCCGUCUCUUCUCCGGUCUCACGAGCGCAUGACCCGCACAACCCGAUGACGCCGUCCGGCACCGUCGGCCAAACCUGGGACAAACCCCCCGCCACACCGGAGCCGAGCAUGAGCGACUCCCAAACCCCGGCGGAGCCUCCACCACCCUUCACCGCCUGCGCCGAGGAACCCGAUCCCCCACCGCCACCCGUCAUAAGUCACGACACGAGCCCGACCUCAAACGCCCAUACCAACCUCGCGGACUCGGGCUACACCUUCUGCAGACAGAACCCGCUCGUGCCUCCGCAGCAACUGACCACUGUCUCGCUCCGUGAAAUCUCCCGGGGCGCCCUGACCCUCAUCAUACCCCCCUACAACACCUACAGGAACCACCUGGAGGUGAGCCAGAACCCCAAAACCUCUCUACCCAUCGUAUCCAGCACCCCAAACUGCCCGGAUACCACCCUUCUCUCCUCCCGCCCGCUGUACGCCGCGGGCUACCACCACCCGGCAAACACUCACCUCCCCAAACGCAUAUACUUUGAGAUCCGCAUACUCAGCCUCCCGCCGCGGGUCCAGGAUGCGGCCGUGGCGAUCGGCUUCGCCGUCAAGCCGUACCCGCACUUCCGCCUGCCGGGCUGGCACAGGGGGAGCAUAGGCGUGCAUGGGGAUGACGGACGGAGGUAUUGCGACGACUCGUAUGGCGGGAACGAUUUCGUCGAGGGGGGGUGGGCGGUCGGGGAGAGGGUGGGCAUCGGUAUGAGUUUUGGCACCGGGCCCGUGGGCACGAGAGGGGGAGAAGUUUGGUUUACCAGGAAUGAGGAGAGGGCUGGUGGCUGGUGGCUUGAUGAGGAGGUUGAUUCCGCCAGGGAUCGGGAUCCCACAUUCGGAUUGGAUGGGGGGUGGGAUGUCUAUGCUGCCUUGGGUAUCUGGGGUGGGGGGGUUCAGGUGGAGGUUUUGAAGUUUGAGAGUGCUUGAACGUGCAGUACUACUGGCACAGCGGUUUGCUGGGAUUGGGGCUUUUUCCAUGUAUUUAUGCUAUGAACGCUAUAUGGUAUUGAGGAGUUUGGUUAGAUGCCUUAUGUCAAGAUAUGAUAAUACCGUAGCUCGAUUGAAUGCUAUGCAUGACAUGACAUUUGCGAUUUAGCCACACAAAAAAAAAAGAAAAGAAAAGUGAGCCGAGAGCCAAGAAAAUGCCAAACGAAAACAAAAACUAAAAAAAUACAGUAACUCCCCCCACAGAAAUACGCCUAAAAAGGCCAAACUCAAUUGAUCCCACAUCUACUGCUGAUUCUGCUGUCUCUGCACAAGAGUCUGCACCAGUCUAACAGGGGUAAUGAUAAAGUCCAACUCGAGAUCGAUGCUCUCGUUGACCGUAUCCUUCUGGAUGAGGCCGCUCUUCGCCCGUAUUGCGUGAUCCAUGACCGUAAUCGGACCGUAUAGCGUGAAUCCCGCAAACGCACCGAGCCCGCCACACAUCCAGAAACUCUCCGUCGCCAGCAGGGCCCGAGAUCCGAGGGGUAGGACUAUGGGCCC
Molecule: messenger RNA, 1590 nt
Organism: Tuber aestivum (summer truffle)
Lineage: Eukaryota; Fungi; Ascomycota; Pezizomycetes; Pezizales; Tuberaceae
Source: the annotation of a GenBank genome assembly